Messenger RNA from Penicillium nucicola, 528 nucleotides. RefSeq lists its product as uncharacterized. Lineage: Eukaryota; Fungi; Ascomycota; Eurotiomycetes; Eurotiales; Aspergillaceae. The record is from RefSeq and is a predicted model, not a curated record. The transcript has a single exon. Bases 1 to 528 code for a protein of 175 amino acids.
AUGCCCUCAUUUUUCACCAGAAGCACGAUGCGGAUGCGACUGGUCGUCUCUUUUCUUACAAUAGUCUGGCUGGGACUUGCGACUCUCGCCUCAGCGUCUGCACGACUCGCAGACGUCCUGCAAAAUCGCGCAAAGUCUGACUUUGUCCACGCCGACAAUUUGAUGCUGGACAUCACAUUUCAGAAGCUCAUGAGCAAUAUUCUCGUUAGCAUGGUUAUCACAGCCCUCAUCUCAGCGGUGCUUUUUAUUUUCGGAAUACUUCUUUCGGUCCACUCAAGGUGGCUACAAGAAGAUUGCAAUGCUCGAAUCUACUAUGGCUGCUUGACUUUUCUCAUGAGCAUAUGUGUUAUCUCCAUAGGAGGUUAUGCCGCCGGCUGUAUUCAUGGGUUUCAAUCCUCAUUUGAGCUGUUUAGUGGAGAGAGUUCGUUUCCAUACUACGCCGUCAUAUACUAUGGCGCGGUUGGCCAGGCCACCUUUGCGUCUGCACUAUUCAUCUUGAUUUUGGUACAUGUUGUUGCAGCUGCAUAA